This is a messenger RNA of Drosophila guanche, 4680 nucleotides long. RefSeq lists its product as uncharacterized. The record is from RefSeq and is a predicted model, not a curated record. Lineage: Eukaryota; Metazoa; Arthropoda; Insecta; Diptera; Drosophilidae. The transcript has 4 exons. Bases 345 to 3911 code for a protein of 1188 amino acids.
UGUUUUGGAUUGGAUUGGAUUUGGAUCGUCUUUUCUUGUUUUUUUGAUUCUCCCCCGUGUUUGCUGUGUGUGUUCCGCGUUUCGAGUGCCUUGUUUAUGUAAAUGUGCAGCCGAUAAUUAUUUAUUUAUUCCAAAUGCUGGCAAAUAUUGCAGAAUUAGCAAUAAAUUUUGUGAAUUCGCGGUGCUUGAAAUUGGAAGCGUGAGACCCCGAUCCGCACAUCGAUUAUGGACGGUGGUUGCAUGUGUGCGUGCCAGUGGUGGUAUGCAACAUAAAUAAGCAUUUCGAAGCUAAAGGGUCAAACCGGUUUAGCCAACGCAGACGCCACUGGGGGCACCACUUAGUCAUGGAGGAGAAGGAGGAGGCAACAUCAUCCACAACAGCAGCAGCAGAAACCGAAGCAAAAACAACUGCAGCAGCAUCAGGAACAACAACAUCCUUGCAACGUGUAGGCUCCCAAGCGAGUCUAGAACAAGCAUCUCCCAUGUCCCCCAGCAAGUUGGUUGCACCGGCGCCCCAUCACUAUCAUUACAUACAAUAUCCGGCACAUUAUCACCAGCAGCAGCAGAUGCAGUUACAGCCGCCGAUCCAGCAGCCAGCCAGCCAAUGCCAGUGCCCCUGCUCUUGUGGCCGAGCGCCACAAAUGACCCAGCUGCCACAGCAGCAGCAGCAACAACCAACACAGAACGGUUCAAUGGCUGUAGCGGUGCUGGUGCACCAACAGGCCUCGGUGCCUGCCACAGAGCAAGCGACGCCAGUCAAGACGCAGUCCGCCCAGUCCCUGCUCAAUCACUCCUACCAGGCGCUGCACGAGGAGCAGCAACAGCAACAGCAGAGGGAUCGUCUCAAUCUCCAGCUAGACACUUCGGUGGGAGCUGGCAGCUGUGACUGUGACCUGGAGUGCAGCUGUGCCGCCAACGGAGGCUCUUCGCUGGCCCAGCACAAGCGAAGCCUGCUGGCGGAUGCCAUGCUCGGUGCGGAUGAGAUCACGGUCAGUGAAUCCGACAACAACAGCACCAUGAUUAAGAAAAAGAAGCCACGCUCCAGUGCUGGGCAGUUGCCACCCAAGACUCAGCCCACGAGCGACAGCUGCAACGACAUUUAUCACGACACGGAGCUGGAUGGGGCAGGAGGUUCUGUGCUCUCCUUGGGAGGAGCUGGUGCUCGCGGCAGAAAGUCCCAAAAUCUGGAUGACAAUCGACCGCCACUGCCGCCACGCCCACCGCCCAGGCCACGUAGCAACGGAAAUGGUUCCAUAGCCCAUCGCCAUGGAGCUGGCAUCAAGAAGUAUGUGGUGUGGUGCCUCAUCUGCGGCGGCUUUAGCUGCCUGCUUGGCGUUCUCUUUCUGGGAGUCUACUUCCUGCUGCACUCGUACACCAUCACCGUGGGCAACUUUGAGACGGUGCCGACCUUUGUGCCGGCCACACUGCUCAUCCUCACGGGCAUCUGCAUCAUGAGCCUGGCACGUCGAAGGAAUCGCUAUAGCUAUCUAAUUAAACUGUCGGGUGCCUGUGGCCUGGUCUCUGCCCUCACCUGUGCCUUGGUCACGGUCACCACCACCGUGCUGCACAUGAGUCGCCUGCAGGCGCUGCGGGAGUGCGAGUACGCCCAGAAGACGCGCACUUGCACCUGCUACUCGGACCUCAUCGAGUCCCAGGUAGAUCGUGUGGACAAGGAAGGAGUGCGUCUGGUCUUCGACUCCCUCUCCGAUUGCGGCGUCGUCCAUGGAUCGCUCUACUCCUGCCUGCGGGCCAUCUUUGGGCUGUCAGUGGCCGGUGUGCUCAUUGCCGUCUUCAGCUGCAUGCUGGUCUAUCAACUGCUCAGUCAUGAGCGCAAGAAGAUGUACUGGGAGCAGCUGGAGCUGCGUUGCCGCUCCCUCUAUGCCAGCCAGGCGCCGCCACCUUCAAUGGGAGCUCUCGGUGCACCCGGACGUAUGCUCAAUUGUCGCUGCUGCGAGCAGUGCCACGCCCAUCGGCAGAUGACGCUGCCGAUGCAGACCACAGCCUAUCCCUGGGACGAGGCCACGGUGGCGGCAGCAGCCGCUGCAGCCGGAGGCGGAGGAGCGGAGCAACGCUUUUGGGCGUCACAGCCACCGGGAAACUUUUACUCGCCUAAUCCAGGCGGUGACGAUGCCUCCGGACAGUGUCGCGGCGGAGAACGGGGAGGAGCAGCGGCCGGCGGACGCAGCAGCAGCGGCUGGAGCUGGCCGAGAAUGCCAUGGCAGCGCACCACACCGGACACUGGACGACGCUUCCGCCAGGCAGCAGCCAGUCCGGACUCCCAGUAUGGUUUCAGCUCAGCCACGGCCAUGACGGCGGACGGUAAUCAAAUGCUGAUCGAGGAGCCUGCGGUGGGUGCCACCUAUAAUGGAAUGCCGCCGCCCAAUGCCUUGCCCUACGGAGUGUGGGGUCCUCCGCCGCCGUACAGCGAUCCCAAUAGCCCCGCGAGGCGUGGCUACUACCAGUAUCUGCAGCCAACGGCCUGUCUGGCUGGCAAUCCCUCAACCACGACGGUGGCCCUCACCCAGGAGCAGCUCCAUCAGCAGGCGAUGCAGCACCAGCACCAGCAUCAACACUCGCACGCCCACGUCCACGCACAUCCCCAGCAGCAGCAACAGUUGCAGCUGCAGCGAAUCCAAGGCCAGUCGGCCACUCUGGAGAGGAUGGAUGGCCUGAGCCUGAGCAGUAUGACUGGCAACAUGAACGGCAUGACGUCCACACGCUCCUCCGCCUACAAGUCGAAGGUGGAGUACGAGAACACGCCCUCGGACAGCGACGGAGGCGGAAAUGUGAGAGAGAGGGAUCGCUGCUCCAACACGCUGCCCACGCGGAAGCUGAAGAAGCGCAUCGAGGCGGGCACCGGUGCCAAGAGCAUUGGACCUCAGAGCAAUCCUAGCCAGCAGCGGCCCAAUGUCCAGCAGCUGUUUGCCAAGCAGGAUCAUCAGCAGCCGCCACAGCAGCAGCAGCCCGCUCAAUCGGGUGCGCAGCAAGCACAGACGCAGUCUUCGACAGGCGUGGAGAACAGCGGAUAUCAGGAUUCGAACGGAGCCAUAGCCAAGGAUCAGGUGGUGGGCUCGCUACUGCAGGACCCUGCUGAGUCGGAGGUUUACUUUGCGGACGUCAGCAGCUGCUGCAACAUGUCCGUAAAGAACGACAACUACUACGACAACGCCCAUCGGCAUCAGGGGCACCAUCACCAUCAGCAUCAGCACAGCAACUGCAGCCACAGCAGUAGCCAGAGCAACGCCAACACCAACAGCAACUCCAACUCCUCAGCGAAUGAGGAUUAUCUGGCACAGAGAUUCGGAAGACGCGAGCAUUCCAUACGCAGUCGUCUGCCCAUUCCCCCUCAGGCACGGCUGGAGGACGACUAUGAGAGCUCGAACCUCAAUAUGCCCACGAUGAAGGAGCAGCAGCAGCAGCAGCAACAGCUGCAAAAGGAGAUCUCGCGCCAGAGCAUGUGCUCCGUGGAGUCGGAGGCCAAGACUGAGUUCACUGACCUGUCGCCAUCGACGCCCUGCGGUGGAUCACUGCCACCGCCACCUGCAAACUUUGCCAGCGAUCCGCCGUGCACGCCCUGCACGACGGGACAGCAAUCGCCAAGCUUUGUGGCCUCGUUCCCAUACUCCUCGGAGUCGCAGUGCCUGGAGGCACAUCGUCGCUCCACUAAGAACAUCCACGAGCUGCUCAUGGCCGGCGGUGGUACGUCAACUGUUGGCGUAGAUUCCCACUACGAGGUCAUCAACGAUAGGAACAAUCCAGUGGGCAGUUAUCAACUGCAGCGCGCCAUUGCCGGCGGCAGCCACAAGCACAAGUCCAAGUCAAAAACGCGCUCGCGGGAGCAGCUGGACAUCUAUGGCAGUGGAGGCGGAGCUGAUCGCUCAGACUGGUCCUCGGACGGGGGGCGUUUGUGAGACAAAGCGUGCGACGAGGUGUUUGUCUAGGCGGAGUGGCGCAGUGGUUUCAUUAUCAUCAUUAUAUACUCAAUACGAGACUAUGUACUCGUCGAUUCUUUAGUGUCCUCUCCACGUCCACCCGCACACACACACACACCCACAAAAUAUCGUCGCAUUUGUAAUGUUUGCCAUCCAACAGAGGAGCAGCAGUUCCUCCCUCUCAAUCUCUUUCUCUCUCUGUCUAACCAACUCAAAGGCCCCCGGCGGCCGUGCACACUUUGCUUUAACUGUUUUACGCGAAAUAUCCUUUGCAUAUAGUAUAUACACAUAGUUUAUAUUGAAUAUUGAAUAUUGACUAACGUAAAACACAAAUAUUGUAGCAUUGAAUUGAAUGUUGAGAAAUUGUAGAAAUGACAAACACUGUGCAACGGCGAUUUGUACUUGGCACUUGGCAAAAAUUUGUUUGUAGCCACAUCUAUUCCCCAAUCACUUUUAAAAUCUUAAAAAACUCUUCCAUAUCUACAAACUAAUUUUUGCGACGUGCUAACGUACACUAAGAAAUUUACAUUUUGUCGCACAGUGUACGAAUAUUAUGAAUAUUAUUAUUAUAUACAAAUUAUGUUAUAUUUACCUGCGUAUUUACAUAGUUGCAUACAUAUACACACACACACUUACACACAUAUACAUCCAUAUAUAGCAUAUACAUAGUUAGUUAAAUGUUAGAGCGCAAGUUAAAUUUAUUAAAGAACAAACUAUAUCCGAAGCAUUUUAACAACAACAAAUCCGC